AUGAUGCCAAUAGCCGAUAACUUGAGAAUGAUGUGUCGUGAUUCGCGAGGAAAUCAGGAAACGAAACACGUCGGACGCGUCGAUCGACAGACGGAAGUGGCAGUUUAUCGUCGCCUGCAGUGUCUCCUGGCCCGCGAGUUUCAUUCGACCAGUCGGCUAUAUCUACAGGUUGCUUUCCAUCGCUAUUUGAUUGGUUAUUUCGAAUUUGCGGACUGUAUGGACAGCGGUCCAGGAAGCCCGUAG
Molecule: messenger RNA, 243 nt
Organism: Gongylonema pulchrum
Lineage: Eukaryota; Metazoa; Nematoda; Chromadorea; Rhabditida; Gongylonematidae
Source: the annotation of a GenBank genome assembly